This is a messenger RNA of Hypoxylon fragiforme, 1339 nucleotides long. RefSeq names its product NAD(P)-binding protein. The coding region runs from base 266 to 1252 and encodes 328 amino acids. The transcript is spliced from 4 exons. NCBI's taxonomy places the organism in Eukaryota, Fungi, Ascomycota, Sordariomycetes, Xylariales, Hypoxylaceae. The record is from RefSeq and is a predicted model, not a curated record.
AUGAAAAUCAAAAGAAGAUAUUCGCAAGUCUCGGCCGUGAAUACUCGUGAAAUCCCCUAAUGCCUUGGCAGAUCGUUUCAUAUAUUAUCUGGUUAUCUGGGCGUGGAUGGUUAGAACCCGAGAUGGUAGUGAAUGCAUCUGUUUAAGCUAACACCUCUCAUUAAAUCACUACCAACAUCUAGUCUCAUACCUACCUACCUACCUACCUAACCUAAUACAUAAUUCUUUUUUAAAUCUUCGCACUUAUCUAGAACCAAGUUACAAUAUGUGUCUUAGCAGGCUCUAUCACCACAUAUCACAAGCAUGGCCUCCGAGGCCAAAGUUCACCGAUAAGGAUAUACCACCACUAGAUGGAAAGGUCUAUGUGAUCAGCGGUGCAAACACGGGCAUUGGGAAAAUACUAGCACAGAUCUUGUAUUCCAAGAAUGCACGCGUCAUCAUAACCGCUCGCUCCCAGGAGAAGGGGGACAAGACCAUCGAAGACAUCAAGCGGGAAGUACCAGUCUCCAAAGGCGAGCUGAUCUUCGUGCGCAUGGACCUCGCAGACCUCAACCAGGUCAAGACCGCGGCCCACGAGAUCCUGCAGCGCGAGGACCGGAUCAACGUCCUCUUCAACAACGCCGGCGUCAUGGUGCUGAAGGGGGAGCCCAAAACGGUGCAAGGUUACGAGGAGCAGCUGGGCGUCAACAACGUGGGCACCCACCUCUUCACGCAGCUGCUGGCGCCAACCCUCGUGCGCGCGGCGCAGAACGAGCCCGCGGGAUCCGUGCGCGUCAUCUGGGUGUCGUCGUCCGGCUCCGAGAUGCAGUCGCCGCCGGGCGGCGUGCCCAUGCACAACCUCGACUACCACGAGAAGGCCGACCCGUUCGUCCGCUACGCCAUCAGCAAGGCCGGCGUCUACUACCAGGGCGCCGAGUUCGCCCGCCGCUACAAGGGCGCUGGCAUCGUCAGCGUGCCCCUGCAUCCCGGGAUCUUGAACACGGAUCUCUUUCGCCAGGCGAAUGGGAUUCAGAGGCGGCUGUUCACGUUCCUAUUCUCGUAUCCGCCCAUAUAUGGAGCGUACACGGAGAUCUUCGCGGCGUUCGCACCGGAGGUGGCAGCGCGCUCGGGGGAAUGGGUUGUGCCAUGGGGACGUUACAUGGAUGUACGCAAGGACAUGAAGGAAGCCACGAAGUCGAAGGAAGAAGGAGGUACGGGGAUUGCGAGUGCGUUCUGGGAUUGGAAUGAGGAGCAGAUUCGGCCGUAUAUGUAGUUUCUUUUCCUUUUCUAGUAGUUCAUGUAUUUCUAGCAGCAUUUGAAUCAAUAUAGAUACCUACCUACCUAGUACCUAUAUACCCAC